AUGGCUUCCACCCAAGAGCUUAACAUCGGGCAGAAACUGAACGAGGGGAAAACCAAGCAGAUCUUCGAGAUCGUGGAUCAGCCCGGGCUGGUUUUGGUGCAGUCCAAAGACCAGAUCACUGCCGGGAAUGCAGUGAGGAAAGACCAGAUGGAGGGCAAAGCGGCCAUUGCAAAUAAAACUACGAGCUGCGUGUUUGGACUGCUGCAGGAAUCUGGUAUCAAGACGGCCUUUGUGAGGCAGCAUUCGGACACUGCGUUCGUGGCAGCGCACUGCGAGAUGAUUCCCAUCGAAUGGGUGUGUCGCAGGGUGGCCACCGGCUCCUUCCUUAAGAGGAACCCGGGAGUGAAAGAGGGCUACCGCUUCUCCCCGCUCAAGAUGGAGAUUUUUUUCAAAGAUGAUGCCAACAAUGACCCCCAGUGGUCGGAGGAGCAGCUGCUGGAGGCCAAGUUCUGCCUGGCUGGACUUGACAUCGGCCGUUGCGAGGUGGACAUCAUGAGCCGUAGCACAGUGGCCAUCUUUGAAAUCCUGGAGAAGGCCUGGGCCACACAGAAUUGCACACUGGUUGACAUGAAGAUUGAGUUUGGUGUGAACGUAAAGACUCAGGAGAUCGUCCUGGCUGAUGUGAUCGACAACGACUCCUGGAGGCUGUGGCCGUCUGGAGAUAGGAGCCAGCAGAAAGAUAAGCAGGUGUACAGAGACCUCAAAGAGGUGACCCCUGAGGCCAUGCAAAUGGUUAAAAGAAACUUUGAGUGGGUUUCCGAAAGGGUCAAGCUGCUGCUGGAGUCCGAGGCCAAUGGCAGGGUGGUGGUCCUGAUGGGCUCCACUUCAGACUUGGCCCACUGUGAAAAGAUCAAGAAGGCCUGCAGUUCCUACGGGAUUCCGUGUGUGCUGCGAGUCACCUCAGCUCACAAAGGCCCCGACGAGACGUUGCGCAUUAAAGCGGAAUACGAAGGUGACGGAAUUCCCACUGUGUUCGUGGCGGUAGCUGGCAGGAGUAACGGCCUUGGCCCAGUGAUGUCAGGUAACACCGCUUAUCCCGUGAUCAACUGCCCACCCAUCACGCCUGACUGGGGCUCCCAGGACGUUUGGUCUUCACUUCGUUUGCCCAGCGGUUUGGGAUGUUCCACCAUUCUCUCCCCCGAUGCAGCCGCUCAGUUUGCGGCUCAGAUUUUCGGGUUGACCAAUCACCUGGUGUGGUGUAAGCUGAGGGCUUCCAUGCUCAACACCUGGGUGGGCCUCAAGGUGGCUGACAAGAAGCUCCAGGCAUGCAGCCUCUGA
This is a messenger RNA of Nerophis lumbriciformis (worm pipefish), 1278 nucleotides long. Lineage: Eukaryota; Metazoa; Chordata; Actinopteri; Syngnathiformes; Syngnathidae. The record is from RefSeq and is a predicted model, not a curated record.